Lotus japonicus is the source of this 1036-nucleotide messenger RNA. Its product is annotated as protein TONNEAU 1a-like. NCBI's taxonomy places the organism in Eukaryota, Viridiplantae, Streptophyta, Magnoliopsida, Fabales, Fabaceae. Gene Ontology annotation, molecular function: protein binding. The coding region runs from base 101 to 898 and encodes 265 amino acids. The record is from RefSeq and is a predicted model, not a curated record. The transcript is spliced from 8 exons.
ACACAACACUAAUACACAGAAGAAGAAGAAGAAAAUUAGAAAAAGAAGAAGAAGAAGAAGAAGCAUCAAGCAGUGGAAAUUUCAAUUGGAAAAGAGAGAAAUGGAUGACUACACCAGAGAAAUGAUGGACCUGAAAACACUCGUGACUCGCACUCUUGAGAAGAAAGGCGUUCUCGCAAGGAUUCGUGCUGAACUCAGAGCGAGUGUGUUUGAAGCCAUUGAAGAGGAAGAUCGGGUCGUCGAGAAGGAACAGGGUUUGCCUCCUGCUUUGCUCGGUAGCUGCAACGAUCGAGCUAAACAGCUUCACGCUUCUCCUUCAGGCAGACUCCUUACUGCACUGAUUUGUGAAUAUCUUGACUGGGCACAGCUCAAUCACACGUUGAAAGUUUAUCUUCCAGAAUGUAAUUUGGAAAAAGAUUUUUGGAAGGCUGAGUUAAAAGAAUUUAGCAGCAAAAAUGGAUACGAUCUCAACAGAAACGGAGAUAGUCCUGUACUUUUGGAUGUGCUUGAAGGAUUCUUGAAGUUUGAGAACUUAUCACAAGCAAGAGCUAGUGGUAGGAGAUUUACCACUUCAGAAGCAGAGCCUUUGCCAAAUUCGGAAUCACGGACCGUGCGAAGGCAUUCUUCAUCGUCUGUUGCUGGUGGCUUACCUCCACUAGGAAGGGCUGUUCCUUCAUCUCAGGCAUCUGAUAGAAGAGGAGGAUCCUCCACGUCUUCAUACAGGAAGGAUGAGUACAAUUGGCGAUAUGACAGUGAUGAGCUUCCUGAUGAUGUAAUUCAAGCUUCAACUGCUUUGGAAAAUCUUCAGUUGGACAGAAAAGCUCGGAAUCUAACAUCAUCUUGGCGACAUGCUGGUGAUGGAAUCAAUGAGGAUGAUGGCAGGGCUGAUCUUGCGUAGGGACAGAUUUGCUUGCAUAAUCAGUCUUCCGUUGUAUUUUAUUGUGUAUUCUGAAUUUUUCUGCUUUUGGUGAUGAUUGAAUGAGCCAUAUUUUAUGUAAGAUCGUUUAAUAGUGAUAUGAUUUAGUGUUUUCUAUAA